CAGCUGUAACUUUUGAUAGAUUUUAUGUAAAAAAAACUACUGAAAAUUUGUCACGAUUUGAAGUGUUUCUCCGUGUGGAGCUUGUAAACAAAUUAACGUCAACGUGUAUUUAGCGGCACUUUUGUCCGGCAAGAUUUUGCUACAUUGAGAACCAGGAAAAUAGAAAGAGAUAAAAUUGCAGGAGUUAUUUUGCGGGAAAAUUUCCACCGAUCGUAUCUACGAAGUUUAUUAUUGUUAUUGGUUUGAAUUCGUCCAUGCAUCAUGAGAACUUUAGCCAUUGUCAUCAUAUUUUACUUGUUACUAACUAAAUCGAAAUCUUUGAAGGAGGAAGAAGGAAUAGAGUCUUCGAAGUUACAGAAAGAUCUUUUAAAUGCAUGUCGUGCCUUUCGAAUUAACCAAUCAAAAUGCAGAUGCUCUUUAUUCGACGUAAAAUAUUCGACUAACCAUGCAAAUUUAUGUACUGUUACCGAAUCAGAUCGAAUUUCCUACAAUACAACAAAACAUAAAAAUGUUUGGUUACCUAAUAUCAUGGAAAAAGCAUGCUCUUAUUUUAACUUGACUAGCACGCAGUGCCAAUGUCAACAAUUCAAAUUAUUACGUAAAAAAGAAGAAAAGAAUUUUUGUCGAAUGAGUAGAAGUGUUGCUCCACCAUUAAUAGAUAGUCUUGAUCAACUCUGUUGGUUUUUCAACGUUUCAAAAAAUAAAUGCUCAUGUGAAAUAUUUAAGAUUGAAGAAAAGCACAAAAUAUUUGAAUCGGUGUGUCAUUUAGAAAAAUUUUUGAACAGCACAAAUCACAUCAUCAUUGUGUACGAUGCUGUAUAUGUCAGGACACAUGCCAGUAUUGGUAUAGUUGCUGCAUUGGCUGGAAUGGCAGGAAAUACUUUAGUCCUAGUUGUCGCUAUUGUAAAUAGGAAAGGACAGUCGACCUGCAAAACUUUGUUUGCACAUUUAGCGGCUUCAGACUUACUCUUUGCGGUACUACAAUUUAUUUACUCUGUUCCAAAAUAUUGGACAACAGGUUGGUUAUAUGGAUUAGCAAUGUGCAAGGUCUUGAAAAGUUCCGAAAUGCUCGGUUCGAUGGUAGCUAUUGGCAUUAUACUAAUUAUAAGUAUGGAACGUUACAUAGGAAUUUUAGAGCCGUUUCGCCGAGGAAUAUCCAAAAGUGGUAUGCAGUGUAUUCUUGCCUUUAACAUAGUACUUGGAAUCGCGUCCAUAAUUCCAUUGAUUUUAUAUAACAAAACCGAUAUAGCAAAAAUAUGCAGACCGAUGUGGCCUAGAUUAGAAAACGAUACGACCAUUUACAACAGCUAUAUUGUGAUUAUGUACUUUUUCAUUCCAGUUGUAAUAAUAACAUUCUUGUAUAUACGUAUUAUACUGAAUUUGCAUGGCACAGUAACAUUUGGAAAUGAAAAUUGGAUUGCUGAUCCAAGAUUACGCUUAAAACGCGUCACUGAUAAUAAAAAAACAAUGUACAUGUUACUAGCUGUAGUUAUUGCGUUCAUUACCUUUGUCUUUCCAAGACAUAUUGCUUACAUAUAUUUCGAUACGCGUGGAUGGACAGGAGAAAUGAUUCGAACGGGUGACAUAACCACUUAUUUUAUUUUAAUGUACAUAGCAAAUGUACCAUACCCCCUUCACGUUGCUAUCAAUCCUAUAAUUUAUAGUAUAUUAGAUGCCAAAUGGAGAAAAGACGUAAAAAAAUUAUUACGGGACAUGCAAGUUAAAGCUAGAUGUUUAUAAGCCAAUUUUACAAGCUUUGUUGGCCGUUAAAAAACGAUGGUGGUGUGAUAUUACACCGAUUCGAGUUUAACGAGCAUAUCUAAAGUUUAACGAGCAUAUCUAAGCAAAAAACAGUGCUUGUUGUUGAGAAUACUUUUACUGUUUUCUUUGCGUUUGUCAUGUGUCUUCGUAUCAUGUAGCGUAAUGUUUUCUAUUAGGUACAACCAAUUAAUAGUUUCUGUAUAAGUACUAGUCAUCAAACGGUACGGAGUACAAUAUGGCAAUUUUUUCAAGCCCUGAUAUAUUUGUCUGGUUAUUUUACGAGGAAAAUAAAAACAAAAAUUUCUGAACUCAAAAAAUGUAUUUGAUAUUGUACGAGGCUUCAGUGCAAUAACUAGUUUAUCAUUAUACAUUUAUAAUUAAAUACUGUUUGUACGUAAAUAUUGUUUAAGGGGGAUUUUCACGAAGCAAAUUGAACGGCGAAUUCGACGGCGAAUUGCAUCUGAGCAUGCGCAGUUUUGUUUAUUUUGAUUUUGCAUCGAAAUAUUCGCUUCGCUGAAAAGUAGAAACAGUUCCUACUUUUUCGCGGCUAAAGGUUUUGCUGCUAGUUUUUGACUAAUCAGAGCGCGGUUAGUAAUGUAAACAAUGACUUUGGCGCCUAAUUUAUUUUGUCGUGAAAAUUAAAAAGCGAAUUCGCCAUCGAAUUCGCCGUUCAAUUCGCUUCGUGAAAAUCCCCCUUUAUACAUUUGUAAGUAAGCUAUCAUGUCAUUUUCCAUAUUCUCAAAAUGUAUUAAGAGUAGGCAUUGUAAGACAUUGUAUAGUAAAUCUACCUAGUUAUCUUGUGGUGAAAAUUUAAUUUCAAGAAGAAAAAAGAUCUCAUGCAAGACAUGCAAAAAUAUAUUUUUUUGCAAAAUUCAUAAUGAUCAUUAUGUAAGAAGAGAGUAUCAUGUCAAAGAACCAAGACAUUGUAUAAUACGAACACGUUAAAUAUAAAUGUAGAGAGUAUUUGUGUCUUAAACUGUGAUUUUUCUUUAUUUGUCUUGAC
Hydractinia symbiolongicarpus is the source of this 2764-nucleotide messenger RNA. RefSeq names its product QRFP-like peptide receptor. NCBI's taxonomy places the organism in Eukaryota, Metazoa, Cnidaria, Hydrozoa, Anthoathecata, Hydractiniidae. Gene Ontology annotation, cellular component: membrane. Gene Ontology annotation, biological process: G protein-coupled receptor signaling pathway. Bases 262 to 1740 code for a protein of 492 amino acids. The transcript has a single exon. Gene Ontology annotation, molecular function: G protein-coupled receptor activity. The record is from RefSeq and is a predicted model, not a curated record.